GUCUGGCAAGGGGCAGACACAGUCUUCGCUCGAUCGUCGGAGAAAGCAGUCGGAAAGAUAGCCCUAAAAUGAAGGUCUUUGUCGCCAUCUGUGUGCUGAUUAGCCUGGCCUCGGCUGAUUACGUGGUCAAGAACCGCCACGACAUGCUGGCCUACCGGGAGGAGUGCGUCAAGGAACUGGCUGUCCCUGCGGAUCUUGUUGAGAAGUUCACCAAGUGGGAGUACCCCAACGACCCCAAGACCCAGUGCUAUCUCAAGUGCGUCUUCACCAAGUGGGGCCUGUUUGAUGUGGAGAACGGUUUCAACGUGGAGAACGUUCACCAGCAGCUGGUGGGCACUCACGCCGACCAUGACAGCGUUGCCCACGAGAGCCUUGCCCAGUGCGUUGACAAGAACGAGCAGGGCUCCAACGCCUGCGAGUGGGCCUACCGCGGAGCCACUUGCCUGCUGAAGAACAACCUGGAGCAGAUCAAGAAGAGCCUGGCCCCCAAGGCCUAGAGGGUUGAUUAGCCGUAGUUACUAAUAAGCAUUAAUUAAGUUAAUAAACACCUUGACUUUUCGACAAGUUA
Molecule: messenger RNA, 568 nt
Organism: Drosophila bipectinata
Lineage: Eukaryota; Metazoa; Arthropoda; Insecta; Diptera; Drosophilidae
Gene: Obp99a
Product: Odorant-binding protein 99a
Biological process (GO): sensory perception of smell
Molecular function (GO): odorant binding
Source: RefSeq, a predicted model, not a curated record